This is a messenger RNA of Pseudomyrmex gracilis, 3612 nucleotides long. Its product is annotated as WD repeat-containing protein 78. Gene Ontology annotation, molecular function: dynein light chain binding; dynein heavy chain binding. Gene Ontology annotation, biological process: cilium movement. NCBI's taxonomy places the organism in Eukaryota, Metazoa, Arthropoda, Insecta, Hymenoptera, Formicidae. The coding region runs from base 754 to 2985 and encodes 743 amino acids. The transcript is spliced from 4 exons. Gene Ontology annotation, cellular component: axonemal dynein complex. The record is from RefSeq and is a predicted model, not a curated record.
AAAAGACCUAAGAUGUGAACCUAACCUAACCUAACCUAACCUAACCUAACCUAACCUAACCUAACCAAUCAAGAUGUGAACGUAAUCCUAAUCCUAAUCGGUCAUGAUGUGAACCGAUCCAGAUAUGAGCUUGACCAGUUACUAUGUGAAUUCACGCUUGAACGUAGCAUGCACCGACAAGUCGCUCGUGAACUAUGCUGUAGUUGCAAAUGUGCACCACCCAUGGACAUAGCGCUGGCUUACAUGGCGGAAAAGCUAUUACAGUUUUUCAUAUGGCUUUUGCCGCUCUUAAUUGUCAGUCUUCUCUCUGUCAAAAGUGACAUUUUUUAAGUUGGUAGUGCGGCACACAGUGACUUAGGGUUUAUCUUUUACAUGCGACGGCACUGCAUUUGAAUUUGAAUUAACUCCGUACAUAGCACUCGCCCGCUCGAAGAGAGAUCGCAAGACCAACGCAAUAUUUAAAAAAGAGAAAAAAGUUUGUUAUAAAAAAAAAUUAAUUUUUUAAAUUGUUUAUAUGUGCAUCUUGAAUGAUUGGGUGACGAACAGAAGCAAGAGAAAAAAUUUGUUCGCGUAACGCGGUACUCCAUUUGCGUAAGCACAUACCUAUUCUCUUUCCAUUUCUCUUCACACUGCGAAAUCGAUUAAGCAUCUCCAUGGAAUCGCGGAAAUAGUCGGGUUUUUUUGGAAAGCGCGGCACGCAUUCCAAAAGCAGUGCCGCUUCAAUGUCUCUGUGAAUUGUCGAAUAUUCGUAGAAUGAGAAUCGGCGAUUUCGAAUCGCCGCAAAGAGCAUCGUCCGCAAUUCCCAGUGCUGCUUCGUCGACAAUAAAACUUAACACGUUAGGACGGGGUCGCAAGAUUGGAUACGAACGGAACGUUGCCUCGGCUCUUCUUCAGCAACGACAGGCUCUUCGUGUAAUUCGCGACAAUGUCGACGUCACGCCGAAACCGCUGGUUCACACAGCGUUCAGUACCAUUGAUGAGGGUCAGCUGACCGCCUUCGAAACUAUUGAGCUCCAGACAGGAAGCGUAUCCCAACUGAUGGCAUCUUCUUCGAGGAUCAGCGGCAGUCUCAAGACUAGUUCUUCCGCUUUUCUCAAGUCCUCUUCGAUGCCGACUGAUGAUUUUCAGUUAGAGAGUCUACUUUCAACGCAGCUUUGCAAGCUCAGUGAGGAAGAUGAUGAAGAUGAAGAGCCACCGGCAUUUUUUCUGCCUAGCGAUGACAUGACGACGUUCGCAACCCGCCCGGAAAAGGUGACGAUCAUCUUGAGAGAAACGCAGACGUUCUUCAUUUUUGAAAUGCCACAGCUGACUGAGGAUCUGCGAUCAACCGAAGGACAGGCUGUUCAACGAGAAAAUGAGAAUUACGAAUACGUAACGGUAGGGCCGGGUUCCACUCGGAAGCUACUAGAUGUCGAAACGCAAACAAUACGCGUACUGACUAAAUCGCGUGGCACCUUCUUGGGUGUUAGGCCCCGCAAAAGUCGGGGUGUGUUUGUAAACAACUGGACAAUGCAUGACACUUACGCGGCGCCAGAAUUGAUGAUAGAGAAGGAUGGACGUAUGAUUGUGCAUUCGAGGGAAUCAAUGGAUCGAAUGCGGCAAGCGCAAGAACUGUGGUACAAACUUCCCGAUUCCGAAGCGGUUCUCGAUCCGAGCCCCGAGGAGCAACUAUCCCGCAUUUAUCGCGAGUCACGUUUUCUGGACGCGGCAUGCGUGAUGGAGCGUAUACUUGCGAACAACGUAUUUGUGGCGGCACAGAAGCGCUUUACUGGUUUGACCAAGCGCGAUCCGUACGCUUUAGAUCUGGAGUUUAAUUAUCGUCUGGAUUUGCUGUGGACGUACACGUGCGAAGCGGCGCGCGAUCGUUCCGUGGCUGCGUUCCGUUGGAGCCCGUUGAACGCGAACGUUCUCGCCGUUGCUUACGGCGCCAAAACUGGAUCUGACAGAACUAACGGACUGUUGCUAAUCUGGUGCGCCAAGAAUCCUAGCCAGCCCGAUCGUACAUACACCUUCGACAGUCCGCUGUCCGAUAUCAAUUGGAGCAAAGAGCGACCUAAUCUUUUGGCAGUUGGUUUUUACAACGGGAAUGUGAAAGUUAUCGAUGUCAGGGCUAAGGAAGUAAACGUUAUUAGACAGAGUUGCAGGGAAACGUCGAUCGCUAGUUCGCCGCAGUGGCAGGUGCAGUGGUGGGUUGGCGAUGAGCAAUUUGACUACCAAGAGCAAAUAUACACCAGCGACCAGGAUGGUCGGGUGUAUUGCUAUCGUUUCGGCGAGGAUUUGCUCGCCACGGAAAUCAUGCGCUUGUACAGAGUUGAAGGUAAAUUGGCCGGAAUAUCUAGAACUGACCACUGCGUGACCUACGACGUGCUCAUCAGUCGUCAACCGGGCGCUCUCGUUCUCCGAAGACAUCCUACCAGUAGCAACAUCUAUUUCGUCGGCUCCGACGAGGGUUGCAUUUAUCGAUGUUCCACGAAUUAUUUGUAUCAUUAUAUAGAUUGUUUCCUGGCACACAACGGUCCGGUUUAUUCUUUAGAAUUUUCGCCCUUUUGCCAAAAAUUGUACCUAACUUGCGGCGCUGAUUGGUGUACCAGAAUCUGGGCCGAAGGUGUCACCGAGCCGCUUAUCACCUUAUCGACGGCAAUGGCGUGCGUGAGGAACGCUUGCUGGAGUCCUACGUAUUCUACUAUCAUUGCUAGCAUUAUUAAUGACCAGAUAUGCAUGUGGGAUAUUCGUAGAAAAACGCAUGUACCGACUUCUAUAACAGUUUCGAGAAACGGGGCAAGAUUGGUCGCCGCUGACUUCACGACAAAUGGAGAUCAACUGAUAGUUGCGGACGCCGAAGGUGUUGUUUACGUCUAUAAUCUCGAGGGCAUACCGUUUCCACCUUACGAUCAAACAAAAGUAUUGAUUGAAUCCGUUCACAAGGCAUUGAUAACAAAACCAGAGCUUCUAAGAAAACUGAAGAAGCUUGGGCCACCAUUUUGAGUUGAUUUCCUAAAUAAUAUUCAAUAUAAAAUAAUAAUUACAAUUAUAAAACAAAUUGAGUAUGUACGUAUGUACUGGCAAUUUGAAAACUUCUGUUUAGAAGAAAAGAAAAAGAGAGACCAUAUCUAUAGAUAUUCAUAUAAUUAAUAAAAGUCAAGUUUUGGUUUUAUUAGCAAUUGGUUCAAUACUAAUUUUAUAUUACGCAGGUUAAUGGCCAGCGAUACUAAAACUUUGAGAAGUUCAGAAAUUACAUGGAACCAAACAUGAAAUGCUCGUACACAGUAAAAAAACUCGUAGUAAAAUAUAAUAAUUAUUUACGAGAGAUCGUAACUCUUGGUCUUCUUCAAAAUAAAAAAAUGUUCACAACUAGAAGAAUGUCAGAAUUAAAUGUAGUCAAGAAAAAACUAAGAAAUCACAUUUAACAAUAAUAAUAUAAAAGAAACCGACAACAUCUCUUAAUUUUAACAAGAUGUUGUGUUCAAUUGUAUUUAAAUUUACAAAAUUCUACCAUAACUUUCACAUCGAGAGUUUUUUGAAAACUUUAUCCAAAGUCACACUGAUAUCAUCCGUGCAUAGAUUUUUUUAAAUCCUACUCUUUAAUUGUUUUUCAAGAUUAAAUAUUUUUAG